Caenorhabditis briggsae is the source of this 975-nucleotide messenger RNA. The record is from RefSeq and is a predicted model, not a curated record. Lineage: Eukaryota; Metazoa; Nematoda; Chromadorea; Rhabditida; Rhabditidae. Bases 1 to 975 code for a protein of 324 amino acids. The transcript has a single exon.
AUGUCCUUCACCGACAACGAUAUGUGUGAUCAAGUAGCCGUCAUUGCCUACGAUCUGGACUCUGCCCUCAACACGGUACCUUCCUGUCUCCAAACUCUUUUGGAGCAAAACUAUCCACUCGCGAUGCUGAAAGAGGAGAAGAUCAAGGAGUUGGUGACCAAAUACGUUCAUUGUCCACAAGUCGGAAAACUGGCACGGCGAAUGUUAUGCAAAACAACUGGAUCUUCUUCUCGUCUUCCAACCGUACAUCUAACUUCUGUUCAACAUGAAAAGAAUUUCGUACGUCGAGUCAUGUCUUCUGAAUCUCGUACCGCCGUGCUUCCAAAAAGAACUGAUCUCGCGCCCAACUCGAAGAAAACGUCAUCCGAUUCAUUACCUUCAGACGACGAACUAAUGGGACUCAUUGCCUCCAAGAGAACGAAUCCAGCCAAAUUCGUGCCAAAAUCGAAAACAGUGCUGACCAAUUCUUCCACGAACUUCAAGAAUAUUCAAACUUCCACUAAAACAAAGAAAUCACCAGAACUGAAGAAAGCCGAGAACGAUCGAAUGGGGAGAAUGAUGAUGGAACGACGUGAAGUGAAGAAAGAGGCGGAAAAGAAAGCAGAAGAAGGAGUCAAGAGUGUCAAACAGAUGUUUAUGGAGGCUCGAAAUCAAAUAAUCGCUGAAGCUCAGAAAGCAAAAAGAAAUUUUUUGUUAACUUGCUUUUUUAAAACGUUUGUUUCAAAUAAUAAAAAUUAUAUAAAAUUCAAAGAUUGUUCUGUUACCGCCAGAGAAAGAAACAAAUUAUGUUCUCUGCUACCUCCGUCUUUAAAAAAAGUUCAUUUCAAUUCUUUAAAAAAUAUCAGGCUUAACGAGGUGUAUUAUUUUUUGCAAGUUCUCCGUUUCAAUUGUAUUGUAUUAUUCGUAUCAACAUUGUUCCAGUACUUCUCUUGGGCAGACAUUAAACCAAUGAGUUAUUCUGAUAUUCCAUCCUAA